Messenger RNA from Lolium rigidum, 1810 nucleotides. RefSeq names its product U-box domain-containing protein 39-like. Gene Ontology annotation, molecular function: protein binding; ubiquitin-protein transferase activity. The record is from RefSeq and is a predicted model, not a curated record. Lineage: Eukaryota; Viridiplantae; Streptophyta; Magnoliopsida; Poales; Poaceae. Bases 1 to 1626 code for a protein of 541 amino acids. The transcript has a single exon. Gene Ontology annotation, biological process: protein ubiquitination. Gene Ontology annotation, cellular component: nucleus; cytoplasm.
AUGGGUGCCGCGCGCGCACGGCGCUGGAAGCUGCUGUCCUUCCACUCCAAGCCGCCGCCGCCGCCGCCGCCGCCGCCACCGCCACCUCCAGCUCCAGCUCUGUCCCUGCCGGGCAAGGAGGAGGAAGAGGAGGACGUGCCGCGGGAGUUCCUGUGCCCCAUCCUUGGCGCGCCCAUGGCCGACCCGGUGAUCCUGUCGUCGGGGCGGACGUACGAGCGGGCCUGCGUCCGAGCCUGCGCCGAGCUCUCGGUCUCUCCGCCUGGCGCCGAGGGCGAGCCGCCCUCGCCGGGCGGGAUUGUCAUACCCAACGACGCGCUCAGGGCGGCCAUCCGGACUUGGCGCGCGCGCUCUGGCCGCGCCCCUCCCGCAGCCCCUUCCGCCGCGGCGGCAAGGGAGGCCGUGCUCCGGACGGUGCCAACGCCACGGCCACCAGGGAGGUCUUCUUCUAACCUGUCCUGCUCAUCCAGGGCGUCCGCUGCGUCGACGUGGUCGUCGUCGUCACGGUCGUCAUCAGAUAUAACAGCGGUCGAGCUGGACACGGUGCGCGCGAAGGAGGUGGCGAAAGAACCGGAGGGGGAAGUGGGCGAAGCGGCAGCGAAGGCUGCGGAGUCCGGGGAGGAGUGGGAGGUGGAGGCUGCGAUGGCGGCGCUGCGGCAGGCGACGCGGGAGAGCGCGCCGAGGAGGCGGGCGCUGUGCGUGCCGCGGCUGCUCGCCGCGCUCCGUCGCCUGCUGCUGUCCGCGCGUCACUCCAACGCGGCGCGCGCGGACGCCGCCGCUGCUCUGGCCAACCUCUGCCUCGAGCCGGAGAACAGGGUGUCCAUCGUCCGCGCGGGCGCCGUGCCGGCGCUCAUCGAGGUGGUCGGCUCGGGCGCUGGCGCCUCGGACGCGUGCGAGCACGCGGCCGGCGCUCUCUUCGGCCUCGCCCUCCACGAGGGCAACCGCGCCGCCAUCGGCGUGCUCGGCGCCGUGCCGCCUCUUCUCGCACUGCUUACCACCGGCGGCCACGCCCCGAGAGCGCGCCGCGACGCCGGGAUGGCGCUGUACCACCUCUCCCUCGCCGCCGUUAACCAGUCUAAGCUCGCGCGCGCACCGGGAGCCGCCAAGAACCUGCUCUCCAUCGCGUCCGAUUCCACCGGGCUGUUGCCCGUCCGCAGGCUGGCCCUCAUGGUGAUCUGCAACGUUGCCGCCUGCGUCGAGGGGCGGACAGCGCUCAUGGACGCCGGCGCCGUGGCGACGUUUUCCGCCAUUCUUUCCGACGACCCUCACAGGUCGGAGCUCGAUGAAUGGUGCGUCGCGGCGCUGUACGACAUGAGCAUGGGGAGCCCACGGUUCCGGGGGCUCGCCAGAGCGGCCGGCGCCGACCGGCCCCUCAUCCUCAUCGCCGAGCAGGCGGAGCCCGGCGCCCACAAGGACAUGGCGCGGAAGGCGCUGCGCGCGAUGCUCGGCCUGGGCGACAUCAACGGCGGAGGCCUUCAUGACUUCAGUAACAGCGAGCGCAACGACGACGACAGCGGCACCAUGGCGUCGUCCGCGCCGGUCCGCCGCCGGCGCGCCGCGAGCUGGGGAGCUCCUCCUGCCUCGAAGCUACAGAAUUCACACCACUGGCGAUCAGUAUGCAUCGAUUGAUUUACCAUCUUGAGCCGGAUGCUGGUGCAUUGUUGUCAUUGCAGUGCUUCUUUUUACUCAUGUUUGCUGUGUCAUUUUGGAUUGGAUGGUGAAGCUACAAACAGUUGUGCGGUUGGAUCUGAUUUUGCUCUUAUUGUUAUGACCGCAAAAGUGUAUAUAAGUGCCAAUGCUCUGUUGGAUCUUC